Molecule: messenger RNA, 2063 nt
Organism: Xyrauchen texanus (razorback sucker)
Lineage: Eukaryota; Metazoa; Chordata; Actinopteri; Cypriniformes; Catostomidae
Product: thromboxane A2 receptor-like
Exons: 3
Coding region: 206-1369 (387 amino acids)
Biological process (GO): adenylate cyclase-activating G protein-coupled receptor signaling pathway; positive regulation of blood pressure; inflammatory response
Cellular component (GO): plasma membrane
Molecular function (GO): thromboxane A2 receptor activity
Source: RefSeq, a predicted model, not a curated record
AGAGGAGUGUGCAUGAGGGCUCUGGCGGGAUGGAGGUGAUAAAACGCACAUCUUGAGGGUCUUUGGAGAGGCGCGCGUCACCGGAGGAAUGCAUGAAAUGAACUUUACACGCUUUGAGAGGCCUGUAGAUCCUUAAUGUGAAGUUCACAAGAUGAAAUAAUCAGAAGUAGUUCCCUCUGGAGAAGACACUUUAUCUGCUGCCAUCAUGUUUUCAUCAUUCUUCUCUAAACAUGGAUCAGCCAAUGAAACUCCUCUGUGCUUCUCGAUCAACAGCCCUCCUUUCGAAAACAACCACACCAUUGCCGCCGCCUACUUCUCAGCUGUGUUUAGCGGACUCGGACUGAGUUCAAACCUCUUCGCCUUGGUGGUGCUAGCCAAGACGUUUCAUCACACCAAGAGCCGGUCCCGUUCCUCCUUCCUUCUGUUUCUCGGUGGCCUGGUGUUUACUGACUUCAUGGGACUCCUGGUCACCGGUUCCAUUGUGGUUUCCUUCCAUAUUACACACUUCAACUGGCGUGAGCUGGACCCCCAUUGCCACUUUUGCAACUUCAUGGGCAUGUCCAUGGUCUUCUAUGGCCUUUGUCCACUGUUGUUGGGGGCCGCCAUGGCCAUAGAGCGUUUUGUGGGGAUAAACCGACCCUUUGCUCGUACUACCAACAUGUCCAAGAGCAGAGCCUUGUCAACAGUGGCCAUGGUGUGGGUCACGGCAGGUUGUAUUAGUCUGUUGCCUCUGGGGGGGCUUGGAAGUUACCAUCUGCAGAUGCCUGGAUCAUGGUGUUUCCUCAACAUCAGCUCUAAACCUCUGGACAUGACAUUCAGUUUGAUCUUCUCCCUGGUUGGUCUGCUGUCGCUGGUCGUGUCGUUCUUCCUCAACACGGUGAGCGUGAUCACCCUUCUGAGGGUGUGUUGCGGGCAAGACGGUAGUCAAAGGAGACGAGACUAUGAAGUGGAGAUGAUGAUACAGUUGAUCUUGAUCAUGGUCAUCACAUCUAUCUGCUGGUGUCCUCUACUGGUGUCUAUUGCGCAGACUGUGUUGUCGGGCAGCAAGCUCGAAGUUCGUUACCUCCUUCUCUGGCUUCGUUUUGCGACGGGGAACCAGGUCAUGGAUCCCUGGGUCUACAUCCUAUUCCGACGUUCCGUACUGAAAUGGAUUUACCCCAGUAUGGACUGGUCCCGUGGCUCAAUUGUCAGCCUUUACCCAUCGUUCUCAGCCUCUUUAAGGAAGCUCACUCGUGCUUCUUUGGGAGGAAUGCUUGGCCAUUUGGAACAUGUCCGACAAAUUCCAGACAGAUCCAAACAGGAGGAUACUCCCUUAUCAGUACAAAUCACUUCUGCCUCUUCUCAAUCCUUUAGCAAUUUAACAAAUUAAAACAUGUACUUGGGGCGGCUGUGGCUCAGGUGGUAGAGCGGGUCGGCUGCCAAUCGUAGGGUUGGCUGUUCGAUUUCCGUCCCACAUGACUCCACAUGCCGAAGUGUCCUUGGGCAAGACACUGAACCCCAAGUUGCUCCCAAUGGCAGGCUAGCACCUUACAUGGCAGCUCUAAAGUCAUUGGUGUGUGAAUAUGUGUGUGUGUGAAUAGGUGAAUGAGUCACAGUGUAAAGCGCUUUGGUAACCGCUAAGGUUAAAAAGGUGCUAUAUAAGUGCAGACCAUUUACCAUCAUUUGUACCUCUCUACGGGGAGAAUCUGCAAUGCAGUGCGCUGAUGGCGUUCUUUAUUUGCAUGCACUGUCUGUGUUGUUGUAGCACUCAACUUGAUAAAGCAAUUAUGCAAAUCAGGAUAACAACGCAAACACACCCCAAAAUUUCUUCCGAAUGCAAUUCGCACAUCACGAGUCCUCAUUUUGUGAUUCAGAUCCGAGUUCUAGGUUGUGGACAAUGCAGCAGAUUAUUAAGAUUUGGUAAACAUUACUGGGACUCAGGGCUGGACUGGGCCUUUUCCCAGUGUGCUGACGCACUUUGGGGCCAUUCAUGGGCGGACUGGCCAGCGUGAGAACCUGUGCGGGCCGGUGUGUCUGCGAAACAUACCGAAUGGGCCACGAGAAGCCAAAAGGACAGCGACCCC